UGGACGUGCUGUCGUAAAAAUUUCUCUGUUCUCAUGGGCAACAUAAUUAGAUAUUACUGGCAGCUGAUAAUGGAGGUGAGUAGAGUAGAUGGAGCUCCUGAGCCGUGCUUCGGGUUACUCAAUAGUCGCCAUUACCACUAUUAUGACACGCACACAGAAGCACCCACCACAAAACGUCCCACCGAAAAAGAAGAAGUAACCAAUAAAGUGAGACGAAAUAGAAUGAAAAGAAUAGAAAAAUUGGUGCAGGAAUGGUUGAUGCCGUGGACAGCAACAGCAGCGUCAUCAGGAGAGCCCCAAAGCAACUUUAUGGACAGUUUCGUCGCUAGUUAUUACGACCUUAUAUCUUUUCUAUUUAAAAUGUUUUGAAAAUAAACUGUUUAUGCAAAGUCCAUUGUUAAAACUCAGU
This is a messenger RNA of Manduca sexta (tobacco hornworm), 409 nucleotides long. RefSeq lists its product as uncharacterized. NCBI's taxonomy places the organism in Eukaryota, Metazoa, Arthropoda, Insecta, Lepidoptera, Sphingidae. The coding region runs from base 34 to 369 and encodes 111 amino acids. The transcript has 5 exons. The record is from RefSeq and is a predicted model, not a curated record.